This is a messenger RNA of Manihot esculenta (cassava), 1372 nucleotides long. RefSeq lists its product as uncharacterized. NCBI's taxonomy places the organism in Eukaryota, Viridiplantae, Streptophyta, Magnoliopsida, Malpighiales, Euphorbiaceae. The transcript has a single exon. The coding region runs from base 71 to 1039 and encodes 322 amino acids. The record is from RefSeq and is a predicted model, not a curated record.
UUAUCUGUUAAUUAAUCUACAAAUGAAGAAAGAUUGUGUAGAGAUUAAUCAAUUCUGCACUUAGGAGGAAAUGGGUAGGCUUGAUAUUGAUCCAACUCUGCAACAUUUCAGUCACCCACAUGUCUUGAAACUUCAAAAUUUCAAUUCUCAGAUCGCCAAUGGAUCAGCUACCUGUGCUGCUUGCAAGCUUCUGCCCUCUGGGUGGAUGUACGUGUGCAGUUCAUGCAACUACUAUCUUCACAAAGCUUGUUCACAGAUGCCACAAAACAAGAAGCACCAGGUUGAUCCACAACACAACCUGACUCUACUUUCAUCUCCGGUCUAUGACGGAGGUGCUUUCAAGUGCAACGCCUGCGGAGACCAUGGCAAAGGCUUUUGUUACCAUUGUAAAGAGUGUGAGCUUGAUCUUCAUACUCUUUGUGCUCACAUGCCGCCUUCUGUCAAUAUUAAUUCUCAUCAUCACACUCUCUCGCUUUGUUUUUCACCUCCCUAUCAAAAGAAGGCAUUUCAGUGCGAUAUUUGUAAAGGGUCUGGCUCAAACCACUGGCUGUAUCGCUGUGAGCUUUGUAACUUCGAUGCUCACUUGAACUGUGCUAUUUGCAACAUCCAAACCAAGGCUGCCUCAGGGAUCCAACAGAUGCCCCCUGAGCAACAAGAUCACCAACUGGUGAGAUCUCGAAGUGUUCCUCCUCAAUUAUCAGCGGCAUCCACAAGUCUUGUUCAUCGUGUUCCUUCAUUAACUAUGCCAGCAACACACCAGCAAAUCUGGAGCCCAUCAAUCUCAGCUUCUGGUAAUCUGAUUCCAGUGGUGGGUUCCUCUAGUAGAUCUCAACCUGUUCAUCAAAUGGGUGGUUAUUAUACAGCAGGUGUGCCAGUUCUACCUGGUUCUGGUCAAUAUUUUCAUCAGCCUCCAAGAACAAACAACACCAUGGACAACAAUUUGAUGGGGAUUUUUAUGAAAGGAGUAGUGGAUGGUGUUGCUCAACAAGCAGGACAGAUUCUGCUGGGAACAAUCUUGGGAGGCUUUUCAUUCAACUGAUCUUAAUAAGCACCUCCCGAUGUUUAUAUUUAUAUAUCUGCAACUGCUUUCUUAUUUUCAGUUUGUUUUUCUACUUAUGAAAUUUGGUUUGAAAGAUUGUAUCUUUGGUUUGAUCUAUAGAAUUAUAUUUGAAAUAAAUGGUAUUUCCUUACUGGAGAUGUUCAGAAUGAGCUAACGAUCCACCUUCGCCAUUAAUGCAGAGAGGCAAAAACAAUCAAGAAUUUCAAAUGCGGGAAGGAGUGUGAUGGCGAUGUAAACAAUGUAAAUGAGAGUAAAGGAAAGACUAGAGGAUGAACAAUUUAAUCAUUUAUUUGAGCGUUAAUUUUUUUUUUU